Serinus canaria (Common canary) is the source of this 1059-nucleotide messenger RNA. RefSeq names its product spectrin beta chain, non-erythrocytic 4-like. The transcript is spliced from 4 exons. Gene Ontology annotation, cellular component: cortical actin cytoskeleton; cell junction; plasma membrane. The record is from RefSeq and is a predicted model, not a curated record. Gene Ontology annotation, biological process: actin cytoskeleton organization. NCBI's taxonomy places the organism in Eukaryota, Metazoa, Chordata, Aves, Passeriformes, Fringillidae. The annotation marks the transcript as partial. Gene Ontology annotation, molecular function: phospholipid binding; actin filament binding.
CCCCGUGACCGUGACUCCCCCGCCCGUCUCCCCGCCGGCCCCGAGGCCCUUCCGGAGAGGACCCCGCGGCCGGAGCGUCCCCGCGCGCGGGACCGGCCGAAGCCGCGGCGCCGGCCGCGCCCCCGGGACUCGGCGCAGGGCCCGGCGGAGCCGCGGCGCUCGCGGUCGGCGCCGGCGCAGGGCAGCGCGCCGCCACCGCCGCCGCCCGCCCACACGGUGACGCACGAGGGGUUCCUGCUGCGCAAGCACGAGCUCGACGGCGCCGGCAAGAAGGCGUCCAACAGGUCCUGGGUGAACCUCUACUGCGUGCUGGCCAAGGGCGACCUGGGCUUCUACAAGGACGCCAAGGGCCCGGCGUCGGGGGCCACGCACGGCGGGGAGCCCCUGCUGAGCCUGCACCGCGCCGCCAGCGAGGUGGCCAACGACUACAAGAAGAAGAAGAACGUCUUCAAGCUCAAGACCGGCGACGGCAGCGAGUUCCUGCUGCAGGCCAAGGACGAGGAGGACAUGCAGGGCUGGCUGCGGGCGCUGGCCGCCAGCGCUCAGGAGCACGCCGAGCUGGCCCGGUGGCAGCAGGGCCUCCUCACCACCUCCUCCACCGACGAGGGGCUCCCCCGGCGCGACCCCGACCGGCCCCGGCGGAAGUGACGCCCCCCGAACCCCAACUUUGGGGUCCCAGCCCCACAAAAAUCCCAAAUUUUGGGGUCCUGGUUCCCCCAAAAAACCUGAAUUCUGGGGUCCCGCCCCCGCUGCCCACGAGCCCUGGGUUUGGGGUCCCAAGCUGUGAUUUUGGGGUCCAGGCCUCCCCAAACUCUAAACUGGGGGUCCCGUCCCCCCUGAACCUCGGGUUUGGGGUCCUGGUCCCACCCAAAUCUGAGUUUGGGGUUCUGGCCACCCCAAAAGCUGAGUUUGGAGUCCUGGCCUGCCCAAACCCUCAAUUUUGGGGUCCUGGCUCCCCCCAAAACCCAAAUUUUGGGGUCCCGGCCCCCCUUUCCCCCAGCACAAGCCAUAGAAAGCCGGGGGGGCCCCAGCGCCGCCGUUGUACAAAUGUAAUAAAGC